Messenger RNA from Medicago truncatula (barrel medic), 1194 nucleotides. RefSeq lists its product as uncharacterized. The transcript is spliced from 2 exons. Lineage: Eukaryota; Viridiplantae; Streptophyta; Magnoliopsida; Fabales; Fabaceae. Bases 310 to 864 code for a protein of 184 amino acids. The record is from RefSeq and is a predicted model, not a curated record.
UGCCUCUAGUGUAGUGUGGUUUGAGUUCUUCCCAUCAUCUUCCUCCCAAAGUUGAAACAUUCAUGACACAAGCUGUGUAGCAAUAAUAUAAUCAUUUCAAAGUUUCAAAGUUCAAACACAGUCCAUUCCUUUUUCAUAAAUCUCCAAACAUUUCCUCUCUCAUCUAUUCUCCCCUCAAACUAUGAUUAGUUAGUACAUAUAAAACCACAAACUCAACACAUAUUCAUACUCCCACUAACCCCUUUCCCCUAAAACCUCCAAAAUCCACCUCUCUCUCUCUCUCUCUCACCACAAAUCCACAACACAACAAUGCUAGAUCCAGCUAAUGAUUUGGUUCCACCACCUUCUUCACCCUCCAUCUCUUCCAUUUCUUCCUCUGAUCUUGACACUGAGUCCACAGGAUCAUUCUUCCAUGAUAGAAGCACAACAUUAGGAACACUAAUGGGAGUGAGUUUUCCAGCCAUUACAUUCAGAGCACCAUCACAGCACCGGGACCCACAUUCCGGCGCCGGUGGAUCCAAGAGAAUUGCAUCCAAGAAGAAGAGAAGGCCCGCCGCCGUGGCGGCGGAACGGCGGCGAAGGUGGUGGCAGCUGUGUAGGGAAGGUGAUGCGAGACCGGCGUCGUUAGGAGAUUUUUUGGAGGUGGAACGGCGGUUUGGCGACGGCGCGUUUUACGACACGGCGGUGGAGAUGGAGGGUAUGGUGGUUGGUCAUCAGGAGAGGAAUGGUGGGAGAGAGCUUUUUGCUGAUGGGAGGGUUCUUCCGCCGGUGGGAGAUGUUGGCGGUGGAGAAUCGCCGGCGGUGAGUCUUUGUAAUAGGUUUCCGGCGUCGCUCACCGGAAUAUGUAGCGGUGGUGCUGGGUAGGGGUAAAAUUGGGAUUUUGAUUAUUUUAAAUAUGUUCUCUUUUUUUUCUCAGAAAGAAAAAUUGAAAAUUUUUGUGCCUUUAUUUAUUUAAUUUUAAUUUUUGUUAAUUAAUUUAAGAUUCUUUUUGUUUGUGGAUUAAGUGCAAAAAAGCAUGUUUUGGCUUUUAACUUUUUGUGUUUUCUUUUUCUUUUUCUUCUUUUGAUGGAAAUGGAACCAUCAACCAUGUGUAUCAUGUAUAUGGUGGUGGUCCACAUUAUGAUCUUAUCAUAUGAAAUUUAAAAAAUAUCAAAAUGAUUAUUGAAAUGAGGAUGAGUAACAAAUUUUGGUUGA